CUGCCUGUUUACUAGGAGGUCUCGGGCGCUCGGGGUUAUGAUGUUAGAGCACGACCGGGGGAGGGUAGGCCAGGGAGCAUUGUGCUGGCUGGAGACACCGAGGAAGCGGCAGCUCCAGCGGGCGAGACGCAAAGUACAGUCGCAGCCAGCCUGAAAUGUAGCAGGUCCACAGUGUUGAUGAGGAGAUCCUUGGGUUCAGAAGUUGGCUGGAACACGAUGCCCUCCCCCAUACUUGGCUCUGGAAAGUUGUAAGUUGCUCAUGUCUAUAAAGAGGAAGGAUGGCUCAUGGAAUUCCUUCACAAGGCAAAGUUACCAUAACAGUGGAUGAAUACAGUUCAAAUCCAACCCAAGCAUUUACACACUACAACAUUAACCAGAGCAGGUUCCAGCCUCCACAUGUACACAUGGUCGACCCUAUCCCAUAUGACACUCCAAAACCAGCGGGCCACACGCGAUUUGUCUGCAUCUCAGACACACACUCCAGAACAGAUGGCAUCCAGAUGCCUUAUGGGGACAUCCUUCUCCACACAGGCGAUUUCACCGAGCUGGGACUGCCCUCAGAGGUUAAGAAGUUUAAUGACUGGUUAGGAAACCUGCCAUAUGAAUAUAAAAUAGUGAUUGCUGGGAAUCAUGAACUGACAUUCGAUAAGGAAUUCAUGGCAGACCUUGUUAAACAGGAUUACUACCGCUUUCCUUCUGUGUCCAAAUUGAAACCAGAGGACUUUGACAAUGUUCAGUCACUCCUGACAAAUAGUAUUUACUUGCAAGACUCAGAGGUAACAGUUAAAGGAUUCCGAAUAUACGGUGCUCCUUGGACACCAUGGUUUAAUGGAUGGGGAUUUAACCUACCCAGAGGUCAGUCUUUGCUAGACAAGUGGAACCUUAUACCUGAGGGCAUUGAUAUACUAAUGACUCAUGGACCUCCCCUUGGUUUUCGAGACUGGGUUCCAAAGGAACUGCAGAGAGUUGGCUGUGUGGAACUGUUAAACACAGUGCAGCGGCGAGUACGGCCCAAGCUCCAUGUCUUUGGUGGAAUUCAUGAAGGUUAUGGCAUUAUGACGGACGGUUACACAACGUAUAUCAAUGCUUCAACAUGUACAGUCAGCUUUCAACCAACCAAUCCUCCAAUUAUAUUUGACCUUCCAACCCCUCAAGGAUCAUGAAGCACUACUGCACAGCUGGAACUGGGGAAGGUCUAUUAACUGCCAUUUUCUAAUUAUAAAACUUACAUUCUCUUACAUGUUUAUUUCCAAAUUAUGUGGGGUUUUUUGUAAAUUGCUGGUACAAAAAAAGAAAAAGAUAGAGGUUGUGCUUUUUGGAAAUGCAGCAUCCAUUUUAAAUUGAUCAAGCAUUGUGAAUUUGUAAAAUGACCUUUUUUGUUGUUUUGGGUUUUUUUAGUAAACUUGCCAUUGUAAAUUGUAAUAGUGUUCUCAAAAGGACAGCCAAGCUUUCUUUUAAUAAGUAAGAGACCUUAUUUUAAUAUUAUAUUAUAAGCUAAAAAGGCAGCAUUUUAAAAACACCCAAAUUUGCACAACUUAUGUUAUUGUUUGAAUUUGUUUUAUAAUGUAAUUUUUUUCUAGUCCUAAACAUAUGCUUCUUCUCUCCUGCCCUCCCAUUUAUAGCACACCUUUUUUAGUAAUGUAAACAAGAUGAGGGGAUCUAUUUUGCCCCUUGGUGUGUGUGCAUGUACUGUAACUCCCUCCUAUUAACAGUAAUGUGCAACAAGGGGAGAAUAGACUUCAUACUUGUUUGUCUCUGCCUACUUUAUACCUUAAAGACUGAUAAUAGAUAGCUGCAGCCUGUAUGUAAGUAUCUACCUUUUUAUUGUUUUGUUUGUUUUUUUAAAUUAUUUUAGCUUUAAAAAUAUGGGAAUGAAAGCUGCAAAGAGCAGGUGUUUCAUGCAGUAAAAAAAUGUAAAUGCGGACUCCUUUUAAAUAUGAAUUUAUAUAUAUAUGUAUUUUUUGUGCAUUAUAACUAAGCUAGGAAUUUAAUAUUGUCAGUAUAGCAUCUGCAAAAUUAUACUGUACAGCACAUCUAAAUUAUGAAGGAUGUGACACAUUUUCCAAGUGCUCAAGGCCUUCAAGAGCUUGAGUUAAAUCUUUGUGCAGUUUCAGGCAUGUAUAGAAUCAAAUGGAUACAAUCAAGCCUCACUAAAAUAAGGCUUAGUUGUCCUUUAUAUUUAAAUAUUCUUGAAUUGUCUUUCAAAUUUUCUUUUUUUUUCUUAUUUUGCACUGUGUGUAAAUGCAAUCUUGCUAGCACAAAAUAUUGUUGCAGAUAGUUAUUUCUGUUCUACCACUGUAAAUGCUAUUGAGCUUUGUUCUGUUUUAUGUUACCUUGUUAAUGGAAUUUAGAAAAGCAGUUGUUUCUUUAAAUUUAUUGUGAUAUAAUAUCUAGCAGCCUUUAUAUGCAAAUAAAAUUGCAAGAUUUUUAAAAUG
This is a messenger RNA of Gavialis gangeticus (Gharial), 2435 nucleotides long. It is a transcript of the gene MPPED2, whose product is annotated as metallophosphoesterase domain containing 2. Lineage: Eukaryota; Metazoa; Chordata; Crocodylia; Gavialidae. The record is from RefSeq and is a predicted model, not a curated record. The transcript is spliced from 7 exons. Gene Ontology annotation, molecular function: hydrolase activity. Bases 279 to 1163 code for a protein of 294 amino acids.